Messenger RNA from Colletotrichum abscissum, 225 nucleotides. RefSeq lists its product as uncharacterized. The record is from RefSeq and is a predicted model, not a curated record. The transcript is spliced from 4 exons. The coding region runs from base 1 to 225 and encodes 74 amino acids. NCBI's taxonomy places the organism in Eukaryota, Fungi, Ascomycota, Sordariomycetes, Glomerellales, Glomerellaceae.
AUGGCAGGCCACCACCACAAGCUGGCCCUUGACCCGGCCCUGGUCAAAUUGGGACACAUGCAGAGCAACAGACACAUCUUCUUCCGCUGGACCCCGAGAACCGCUCGCGUCACCUUCAUGUACGCCGUCUUUGUGCCAUUCGUCGUCGGCUACAUUGGCUACAAGACCGACGGUCUCUGGGACCUCCGCGCGAAGCGCAAGGGCGACCUGGUUUACGAGCGAUAG